ACCCGUCCACAAUUCAAAAUGUCACCACGUCAUCUAAGAAGUCUUGGAUUGGCCAGACAGUAACUUUGAAGUGUCUUUCUGAUGGUGUUCCUACACCAACACUCUCUUGGUACAAACCUAAAGGAAGUGGAAUAAACAGAGUCACAGCCAGAGAAAACGAAGUACAAGUGCCACUCAGGGGUGAUCAAGAUUUUGGUCAUUACAAGUGCAUUGCUGCCAAUGGACUUCCUCCAUCUGAUGAGAAAUUAAUAAAGAUAAAUCAGAUAAAGAAACCAGGGAAAGCAUCCAUCAAAUCAGAAUCAGUCAUUCAAGCAACUUCUAUAACAAUACAAUGGACUGCACCAGCUGAUGAUGGAGGAAGUCCGAUUACAGGAUUCCAAAUGAUCUUACAAAAGGAUGGAACUGAGAUAAAAAAGGUUAAUAUCACCGAACCUGGGACGACAAGUUAUUCGUUUCCUGGUUUGGAGAAAAAUACCAACUACACAGUGAAACUGUUUUCCAGAAAUUUUGUAUUCGAGGGAGAUCCUACUCUAUGGAACUUUAAGACCAAGUUUGAAGGAGCCCCAGAUGUGGUCGAAAUAGACGAACUGCCAGAUAAAACAACAGACGAUACAAUUACCCUAAAGUGGAAGGAGCCAGAAAGUUAUGGAAAAGUUAUUAUCAUGUAUACAGUGUACCAAAGAGUAGUGACUGAUGGGAAAGUGGGACAUUGGACAGAAAUAAGGAAAAUCAGAGAUGUUUCUACGAGAGAAUUGAAAAUAGCGUUGGAGAAAGGAAAGGUGUAUCAGUUUGCCAUUACUGCAACUAGUGAGCUUGGUGAAAGCCUAAAACAGGAGAAAGCAAAUAUCCAGCAAGUCAAAGCAGAAGGUAGUAUGUUCAAAUGAAUCUUAUUUUCGCCUUUCAAAGGUUAUCUUUUUUCUUUACUUAGUUUUCCAGGACUCUCCGUGUCAUGAACAUCGAGGUUUUUA
Molecule: messenger RNA, 968 nt
Organism: Pocillopora verrucosa
Lineage: Eukaryota; Metazoa; Cnidaria; Anthozoa; Scleractinia; Pocilloporidae
Source: RefSeq, a predicted model, not a curated record